Owenia fusiformis is the source of this 904-nucleotide messenger RNA. Lineage: Eukaryota; Metazoa; Annelida; Polychaeta; Sabellida; Oweniidae. The record is from the annotation of a GenBank genome assembly.
CUGAAAUUCGUUCUUUUAGCUAGUCAAGUCCUGAUUAUGGAAACUGGAAUCAACACGAUUAUUCGAGACCCUCAAUGUGUCAAUAACUCGACUCUAUGACUAUUUCACUGCGCCACUACUAAUAAGCAAGUCAUUUGUGGAUUGCUUUCAUACAAUGUCUUAUGCAUUGUAUUUUAAUGAUAAUGAUACCCUUAUGCAAUUUAGAUUCACUGCAUGGUGGUACAGGUUCAAAUAAAGCAUCACUGGUUAGAUGUAGUGAAUAUGGUCAGCAGUCCUUUCAAUGUGCAACUAUGCCAUGGAUGUUUCAAUUUAUUGGUAGCAUUUUUGUGUCACCCUGUGUUCUUACAUGCAUUCAUGGACCCUGUUUGCCAUCACUUUAUAUUACAAACAGCAGCCUCCCCAUUGUUUUACUCUCAUAUAGAUUAUAUUGAUUAUUUAACAGCUCCCAAUAGUGAAACAUGUUUCCAUGCAACCAAUCCAUUCCCUUGUGUCAUUAUGGAAUGGGAGGUUUCUGAUACAGGGUAUAUCUGAGGAAAAUACAAUAUAUCAAUCCGAGGGACUGUAGGAACUGAGAGUUGAUAUAUUGUAUUUACUGAGGGAUAUACCCUGCAUCAAAAAUCGAGCAUUUAAUAAUUGAUUUAUUCUAUACUUAGUAGAUUAUGAGGAUUUAUAGUCAAGUUCCCUGGCUCAGUAUCUACUCUCUGAAUUUGUGAUGUCUUAGAUCCAAUGAUCGGGUGAUAUCAGCGGGUGAUAAAUAUAUCACCCACUGAUAUCACCCGCUCACUUCAGAUAUCAAUUAUAUUCCUGCAUGUUAUUCACCUAUAACACUACUAACUAUGGAAUAAAAAAUUACAUAAAAUAUCCAUACUUGUUAAUGUAUGUUAUUCUAAGUACAAGAAAAAUG